Ooceraea biroi (clonal raider ant) is the source of this 2350-nucleotide messenger RNA. RefSeq names its product Ubiquitin-conjugating enzyme variant 1A (gene Uev1A). The record is from RefSeq and is a predicted model, not a curated record. NCBI's taxonomy places the organism in Eukaryota, Metazoa, Arthropoda, Insecta, Hymenoptera, Formicidae.
AGGUUGGCUGAAUUUUCGCGAAGUGUAUAGUUUUCGUGUCGGGUGAUAGUGCACUUUGAUCGCAGCGCGCUGGAUUCCGUGACGCGAUCUCGGGUGAUGAGAAGCGCGUUCGGCCGCAGUUGAAACCCGCGCCAAAUCCACGUGUGAGCUCGCCGCGCACGGUUGCGCACGGUGUGCGCCCGCCCGCUGUACUUUCGGCAAAAAUACGGCGCUUCGCAGAAAUACGGGAUCAUGGCGGUGCCCAACACCGGUGUAGUUGUGCCCCGGAACUUUCGGCUCCUGGAGGAGCUGGAACAAGGUCAGAAAGGUGUAGGAGAUGGCACGAUCAGUUGGGGCUUGGAGAAUGACGAUGACAUGACUCUCACGCAUUGGACCGGUAUGAUAAUUGGACCACCUAGGACGCCGUAUGAAAAUAGGAUGUAUAGUUUGAAAAUUGACUGUGGUCAGAGAUAUCCUGAUGAUGCACCUAAUGUAAGAUUUUUAAGCAGAAUCAAUAUGAACUGCAUUAACAGUGCAACCGGAGCUGUGGAUAAUCGCAGUGUACCGGUCCUUGCGAAGUGGCAACGGGAAUACACAAUUAAGACAGUGCUCCAGGAACUGCGUCGUUUAAUGACGUCGAAGGAAAAUAUGAAACUCUCUCAGCCUCCGGAAGGCAGUACUUUUUAGCCUAACCGUAUGGACAGAGACAUCUUCCUUUUUGCAAUAGCAUGAGGCGAGAUUUAAUGAAGGUACCAAAUAAAUAUUAAAUGGGUGCCCGCUAAAGAUAUAUGUUUAAAAAGAAACAAAAAAAAAACGAAAAAACAGCUUUGCGAAAGAAAGGAGGUAAUAGCUUGGAAAGUUGAAUGAGUGUACUGAGUUUAUGUGUAGAUUAGAUAGAGAAAUUGUGACAAAAUGUUUGUCAAACGCGGCGAAUUCUUUAUCGGAAUUUUUCAUUAGAAACGUAGUGUCUCUCUCUCUCUCUCUCUCGGAUCCUAAUUCAUUUUUCGCGAAUAUAUGUCGUUACGUUACGUUACGUUCAUUCGCGAGGCAGUAACUCGACGUGCGUGCGAGUUGGAAACUCUCUGCUCCAGCUUUUCAAGCUAGUACAAUGUUAAGCGAAAAGAAUCAUAUUUUGAAUCUUAAAAACUGGAGGCACAGACUGUGUAAUAAAAUGAAAUAAUCGGUAAGAAUAACUUUUAUGCCUUUAAAGUUUUUUAACGAGAGAAGAAAGAUAAUAUCCCGUUUUAAGACUUUUCUUCUGUUCUGCGCGUAAGUGCCAUUUCAUCUCUUGCGGAGGUGUCUCUUAUACUCUCUCUCUCUCUCAGUGCUGUUGUAGAAAAUUUGUAAAUUCCAGAUCAUAAAUCUGUACAUCCAUUUUACUUUUCCGUGCUGCGUACUAUUUCAACCAGCGGUAUUCGACAUUAAAAAUGUGCGACGUUACAUGUUGCGCGGUUUACUCGGUUGGGAAAUUGUGUCCUAAAAACGGCCUCUCACGCUAUACGAGUUACGUUUCGUAAUCGAUGAGGAGACGUCACUUUCGUCGCGGUCGAAGCGAUGUACACAAGUGACAUUUUUCGUUUAUAACGCCCCAUACGAGGAAUGGUACAUACAUACAACGUCAUGUGGCAAAGUACAUCAAUGUAUGAAGCAUCGUGGAUCGUGGCGAUCUUUUAGUUACUGUCGUUACGUAUUUGGACGUAUGUGUACUUGGAAGUAUACACAUUACCUAUGUAUUUGAUUGUACCUAUUAAGAUACAACAGGAUUAGUAUGCAGAUAGUGUGCUUACUGUUUGACCCAGGCUUCAUGAUUGAUGUAUUGCGGAUACAAUUGAUAUUUUUAUUAUAAGUAAUUAAAAUCAUGCUUAAUCCCUAACAUGUGUAAAGUAAACACAAGCUGCAUAUUAAUUGUUAACGCGAUCAGGUUUCUCUAUUUAGUGCAACUACGAUUGUAAAUUACACGGACUACAUUAUUGCCGACAGUCGAAUUAUGUAUGCAGCCCAUUGAUGAUUUGCAGUUAUGAAUAACGUGUUACGUUCCAGCAAGAAAAUAAUUAUAUUGUUGUAUCUCGGAAUUUACAUUAUCCAAUUGAUCGAAGGAAUGUCAUUAUAUAUAUAAUAUAUAUAUAAUAUAUAGGCUAAAGUGAGUUCCAUCAAAAUAGAUUUCGAAUUAUCUCCACGUUUAAUUGUGUAAUGUAAACAUUCUUGAUUACACAGACAGGCAUAUUACGUACCUCUUUGUCAGUUCUGCAUUUCAGUAUUACACUAUCGGUAAUAUAAUAGUGUAAUUUAAAUCAUACUACUAAAAGAGUAACAAGUUAUAACUCUAUGUGAACGAAAUCAAGCUUGAGGAGAAUAAAAUGAUUUCCUUAGA